UAGCGAGCAUGGUCCCUAGUAAACGUGUGUCUCUUAAAUGUAGCUUAAACUUUGGUUAUUUCUAAUAUUUUUUUUAUAAAUCAAUAAAAAUUGUUUAUAUAUUAAUUAAAAAUAUCUCUAUAUUAUUAUUAAGUAGAUAAUUAGGAAAAUAAUCAUGCCAGCCAUUAGAAUAGAUGGAAGUUUUGGAGAAGGCGGUGGUCAAGUACUUAGGAUAGCUCUUACAUUAAGUGCACUUUACAAAAUACCCAUUGAAAUUGACAAAAUCAGAGCAGGUCGCCCAAAGCCAGGUUUAGCAGCUCAACAUCUAAAAGGAGUUGAAAUUGCUAGAGAUAUGUGUAAUGCUAAAGUACAUGGAGCAUAUAUUGGAUCAACACGUUUAGAAUUCUAUCCUGGUGCUGCAGUAGCAAAACGAACGUUUGUAGCUGAUAUUAAGACCGCUGGAUCAAUUUGUUUAUUAGCUCAAAUAGCAAUUCCUAUUGCCUUAUUCUUGCCUCAAGGUGACCCAAUUACGUUAAUUCUGAAAGGAGGAACUAAUGUUCCUAUGGGACCUCACAUCGAGUAUCUUACUGAGGUAUUUCGCCCAUGGUUGAAUAAAUUUGGAGCAGAUUUUGAUUUUACUGUUCUUAGAAGAGGAUAUUAUCCUAAAGGAGGAGGAGAGGUACAUCUGAGAGUGCCACCAAUAAAGAGCUUGAAUCCAAUAGAAGUUCUUAAUCAAGGUGAUGUUACGAGUAUUUCAGGAUGGGCUUAUGUUGCAGGAUCUAUUCACUUAAAUGAAGCAUACCAAAUGGCUGACGUCACUAAAAAUGAAUUGACGAAAAAAUUGGCAGCUCAGAAUAUUUCAAUACCACCAAUUAACAUUGAAGCAUACCGAGAAGAUAGAGGGAUGGCUGUUGGCAAUGGAUCUGGCAUAAAUGUAGUGUGUCAAACAAAUACAGGAUGUGUUUUGGGAGGUUCUGGAUUAGGGUCAAAUCGUGGAGAAAGUAAAGCUGAUCCUGCUAUUGAAGCAGCUAAUCAGAUUCUCAAUCCUCUUCUUGAUGGAGCUUGCGUUGACGAACACAUGCAGGAUCAAUUGAUCCUCCUUAUGGCAUUGGCGACAGGUCAGUCAAAAGUAUUACUAGGUAAACAACAACAACUCACACAACAUACAGAAACAGCAAUAGAGGUAAUAAAAAUGAUGCUGGGAAAUCGUGGAUUUCUUUGUCAAGUUAUAUCAAAUGAUUAUGCAGGCGAUCCUAGAUCGUUUAUCCUCGAAUGCAAGGGUUGCAGUCUCAUAAAUACAGGAUGAAAUGUAAAUGAGUGUCGUAUUAUUAAUAAAUACUUCCAUUAAAUGGUAAAUUCGAAUGAUAUAUCAUGUUUGAGUUAUAUAUGUAUUGUUAAAUUCCAUGGUACCAAAAAAUUUUUCAUCAUUUUCUACAUUAAAAAGAAAUGAUUACUGACUUAA
Chelonus insularis is the source of this 1441-nucleotide messenger RNA. It is a transcript of the gene Rtca, whose product is annotated as RNA 3'-terminal phosphate cyclase. The transcript is spliced from 7 exons. The coding region runs from base 155 to 1285 and encodes 376 amino acids. Gene Ontology annotation, biological process: RNA processing. NCBI's taxonomy places the organism in Eukaryota, Metazoa, Arthropoda, Insecta, Hymenoptera, Braconidae. The record is from RefSeq and is a predicted model, not a curated record. Gene Ontology annotation, molecular function: RNA-3'-phosphate cyclase activity. Gene Ontology annotation, cellular component: nucleus.